Molecule: messenger RNA, 2956 nt
Organism: Scophthalmus maximus (turbot)
Lineage: Eukaryota; Metazoa; Chordata; Actinopteri; Pleuronectiformes; Scophthalmidae
Product: transmembrane protein 236-like
Exons: 4
Coding region: 83-1249 (388 amino acids)
Source: RefSeq, a predicted model, not a curated record
CCUCAGAGGGACAGGGGUUGCUUUACUGCGACAACAGCCCCUGUCUCCCUCUCGUCUUUUUCUUUUUUUGAACUGUUCUAGCAUGGGCUCGGGGAGGAUGCUGAAGUUUGCCCUGUGUGAGGUGCUGCAGUUUGCAGGCCUGUGUGUGCCGCUCUUCAUCGUCAUGCAGAGGUUUGCUGUCAUUGUAGCAAAGGUGAAAACCUCGGCGCAGCCUCCUGGAGAUGCCAGCACGGCCUACUGGCUGAUUGUGGCCUCCGCUGUAGCCUAUGUCACAUCCACUGCCCUGUUGGUCUGGGUACCCCUGAAGUACAUGGUCUUCGUGAAAAAGAAGUUUCUCAUUGGGAGAAAGAAGUGGAGGCCUGUGGCCCUUGUAUAUGUGGUCCUGUCCACAUUACCCUGCUUUGCCUUCCUCAUUGCCAGCUCUGAGGUUCAGAUAAAUAACAACAUGAAAUAUGAUAUGUUCACGGAGCUCCCUGUAUCACUAGUCCUCUUCUCUCUCAUCUGUAUUGACGUUGUUGAGAGGAUACGCCACUGCAGGCUGACGGGCCAGGCUAAUGACAUGGAGAGAGAUGCUGACAUUCCCUCCACUGUCCUCACACAUGUGGAACAGGUAACACCAGUAAUACCUAUCAAUCCAGCUGUGUCAGGGCCAGCUGUGCCCGGGCAAGGUGUUUCCACUCCUAUGCAACCAGGGGCAAGCCAGCUCAGUGACAGGAACCAGAAUGGAGCAGGCACUCGACCGGAGACCAAUGGUACAGUCCCUGGAAUACCAGGUAAUCCUGGGAGACCAUUUAGUAUUUCUGGAUUGAGUUCACGAUCAAUGAGCACCACAGCGUACCACAUAUCUCCGUAUGCCUACACGGGUCCACUGAGAUUCCUGUGUGCCAGUGACUCCCGAGCAGAUGUGUUUGUGGACAGUUUUAUGUUCUGGAUGGAUACGGUGGAGAUGGUGCGGGUGGCAGGACACCCCCUGGUCUACUACUCAGGCUGGGUGUUCCCCAUCUAUAUCUUUAGCUACUUGUCCUGCCUGCGUGUGGUGGUCAUGCCCCACAGCCCCCUGCUUUCCUCAUUAGGAAUAGCUCUGCAGGACUUGCCCUUUUUCUUUGUGCGUGUUGGCCUCAUUGCCUUCUUUGGCUUUGUCACACCCCUCCUUUAUUUGAUGAAGAACCUGUUGGUGUGCCUGGCCUUUGUCUACUUCAACUUCAUGACCAAACUGAGGGUCUUCAAUACAGAGAGGAUGUACUUUUAAUAUCAACACUUCAAGCAAAGACAGUGCAACACUACAACAUAUAGUAGGGGCAAUCGAUUGGCACAGACAGGAUCUGUAGGAUGCUUUGAUUUAAGAAGGGGUUUCACCAGCACUCCGUGAAUUCAUACUUAGUAAAAUGGUUAGUUGAUCAAGAUUUCCUGAAUUAAAACUGGUUGCACCAUACAAUAGUUCUUACAUAUUUCUUACCAAAAAUUCUCACCCAGCUAACUGAACCAGCGAUCAUUAGCUUUCUAAUACGAGACCCAUUUACAGUAAGAAUAUGGUUGACACAUUUGACCUAGAAGGUGAUCAAUUUUGUUUAAACUUUUUUUUAAAGUUAGGAGCAAUUUAAUUCAAUUAAAUUUUAUUUGUAUAGCGUCAAUCACAACAUACAUCGUCUCAAGGCACUUUAAGGUAAGGUCGUGACCUAACAAUAUUACAGAGAAAACCCAACAGUUCCCUGUUGAGCUGGCACUUGGCGACUGUGGAGGAGAAAAAACUCCCUUUUAACAAGAAGAAAUCUCUAGCAGAACCAGGCUCAGUUGUUUACUAAAAUUUUUUUUUUUUUUAAAUAACACAUUGAAUUGCAAAAUGUUGUGCUGAUGGCAGUUUAAAUAACUAAAAUGUGUCUUUUAGGUUUGCAUAAUGUUUCCCACUCAUAGAAUGUAUGCUACUAACUGGAAUAUUUUUUCAGUGUAUGAAUAUACAUUAUUAUGUUACAGUUUAUUAUGCUAAAAUGACUGAUUAAUAUAGUUGCUUUUCUAGUUUCUAUCACUUAAAAUGAGUUGCACUGCACAAAUAGUUCUUACAUAGUGAUUGGUUGUUACAAAAUACGUAAGGAUGUAACAGUUACAACUAACUGAAUCAACUGACACUUAAUAAUGCUGUUGAUAUUUUAAGAAUGUUACAAAAAUAACACAACUUACUUUGAAUUACUGAGACAAAAUGUUUGAUCCGGUAAUCUAAGUGAGCAUCUAAAAUUGCCCUCCAAGCUGCAUGAAUACUACUUUUUCACUUUACUCUAAAAAACACAUAUCCUUAUAGCUAUAAAACAAGAUAAUAGUAGAAUAUAGUAGAAAAUAUUUAUAUAUCAGAGGCUGUAACUGUUAGAAGUUAUGCUGCUUCACAGCAUGGUGCCACAGUGAUUUCUUCUCUUUUCACAGUAUCACAGUUGUUUCCUAGAAAAUAAUUUACACAAGUAGCAAAUACACUAAGUCAAGUUCUAAUGAAGAAACUUUAAAUCAACAAAAUAAUGAGUCUAAUAAGAGCUGGUGCAACCAAACAAAUGUAUUAAUUUGUGUGUGCGACAAAGCAUUUCACCAAAAUGCAUGAUGAACAUUUUCACAGGCCAAAAGCGAGCGCUUAGGCAAUGUUUUCCUAUAUAGGACAUUAUGUGUUUAUAUGUUUUGUUAUGUAAUAUUUACCUUUUUUGUUCAAACAUACUUUUUUAGCCCCUUUAAAAUCCCUCACCCAUGGCACCUUGGAAAUGUAGCCAACAGUACCUGUAAUGUCACUUGAGAUUUUUUUGACAGACUUUUUUCUACCAUCAUAAAGUGCAGUGAAUAUGUAAAAGCAUUUAUCCAUGUUUUUUAUAUUAGGUUUUCUUUGAUAAGUUAUAUUCCAAAGAGAAAAACAAAGUGUGAGAUUGUAUCACUGAUACAUAUAUUUUGGUAAGGUUAAUAAAGAGAAUCAUUUAAAUAUGUUAAA